AUGGUGAAAACAGAUGGAGUGGAAGCUGAUGUUAUGGACACUAACACCAGCAAGCCCAAGGAGCAAGGAAGUACUUCAAAGGAUGGGAGUGCCAUAAGAAACAGCCAGAGUAUGGAAGCAGCAGAGAAACGCAGCCAGCAGCUGUCGGGGCUGCUGGCGAUGAAUAUCCUCUUCCUUGGAGCAGCUUUUGUCCUGAGCUCCAUCUUCAACCGCUCAUUGGUGCCAGGGGACACAGUACUGAUCCUGCUGAUGGUACUGGCGUCUCUGGCUGUGGGCUGGAUGAUGUAUCACCAGUCCAUCACACAUGGUCUUAUUCACCGGGAUCUCCAUGCUGGAGCCAUCUGGCUCAGAGGAGCAGUGCUUCUCUUUGGAGUGUGUACUAUUCUGCUUGAUGCUUUCAAGUUUGGCUACUACUACCAAUUCCGGAAUAGUGGCCUUACCGUGAAGAUAGUCUAUCCUGUUGUGGAAGCCAUCUUUGUUAGCACCCAGACAUACUUACUAUGGUUUCAUGCAAGAGACUGCAUCCACAUGUACCAAGAUGCCACCAGGUGUGGACUUAUGGUGACCUUGGCCACAGACCUGGUGGUGUGGAUGACUGCAGUUACUGACGACUCUGUCCACAUGGAAUUAGAAGCUGAGCAGCUGGCAUCACACAACAGGAAUGGCUCGGAGAUCACAGGUGUUUGGAACCUGUCAGACUUGAGUUGCCAGAGUGAGCUCUGCACCAUUUUCCAGAAGGGUAUUGUUAUCUUGUACCCCUUCAGCAUUGAAUUCUGCCUCAUCUCCUCUACCAUGCUAUAUAUUAUGUGGGGCAAUGUGGGGCGCACCAUUGACCACCAUGAGACUCACACCAGCUACAGUUUCCAAGGUCACGGCUUAGUUGCAGGACCACUGCUAGGGGUGACGGUGAUCAUUACUGGUUUGGUUAUCUUCAUCCUGUACCAAAUGGGGGUGUCCGCUGACUUCAGGCAACCCACACCCUUCAUCCAGUUCUACAUCUUCAACAUCGUCCUCCUCUCUGCUAUGUCUCUCUGCUCACUGGCUGCACUGGUGGUGCACAGAUGGGAGAUGAGGGAAAUGGACAGCAGAGAGAACCCUACCCGCAGUCUGGAUGUGGUGUUGCUGCAGGUUGCAGCCCUGGGACAGUUAUGCAUCUCAUACUUCUCCAUCGUAGCUAUCGUCUCCACCCAUCCCAAGCGCACCAUCGAUACUCUGAACCUCACCUACUCCUUGCUCAUCAUCAUUGAACAUAUGCUGCAGAACCUCUUCAUUAUUGAGGGCUUGCACAGACAGUGUCUUCUGGAGGAUGCUUGUCAGAACUUUGUUGAUGUUUGCAAUAAAGAAUUCAUUAACUUGCAGAAUUUGAAGAAGCAGGAAUCUCCACCCUCAGGAAUGGUCCAGGAACCCACAGCUGCAACAAUAAGUGUACAGACCAACGUGCCAACCAAACUAAGUAGUGCAGCUAACUCAGCAGAUGGAGCACUGGAUUGUUCAUCCAUCCUAGACCAAAGGAACCGAGCUCUAGAAAUGACCAGCACACUGAAUUGGAAACGGAAGUUAUUGAAGGAAAUCUCCAUGUUUAUGAUCAUGUCCAACCUUAUUCUCUGGAUUAUGCCAGCAUUCGGAGUACAGCCCCAGUUUGAAAAUGGACUGGAGAAACGAUUCUAUGGGUUUUCCAUCUGGUUUGCCAUUCUAAACUUUGGUUUACCACUGGGCGUCUUUUACCGGAUGCAUUCUGCAGGCAAUCUGCUGGAAAUCUAUCUCUCUGCUUGA
Hypanus sabinus (Atlantic stingray) is the source of this 1773-nucleotide messenger RNA. It is a transcript of the gene otop2, whose product is annotated as otopetrin 2. Gene Ontology annotation, cellular component: membrane. Bases 1 to 1773 code for a protein of 590 amino acids. The record is from RefSeq and is a predicted model, not a curated record. Gene Ontology annotation, biological process: proton transmembrane transport. Lineage: Eukaryota; Metazoa; Chordata; Chondrichthyes; Myliobatiformes; Dasyatidae. Gene Ontology annotation, molecular function: proton channel activity. The transcript has 6 exons.